AUGAACUGUGAAGGCGAUACCGAAGACAUCGAUUCGCUGCUGAGUCCAGUGACGAAUGAAUUGGUAUAUGCCACAUAUACCGACUUCUCGAUGACUGACUGUCAACAACUGCCGGUCAUGUUGCGACGUCCGAAUGUCACUUACGUGGGUGAUGUGUCAUUUACAGGUGAUAUAACGAUACCUGAGAAACUAUUUUCGCACACAAACGGUUUGUUGCGGUUAGUGUUUAAUGUAACAACGUCGAAUAGGGAGCUUAAAGUGCCAGCGCAACUUUUUCAACCACUAACGGAACUGAAAAAAUUGCGACUGAUCGUUGUCAGUGACUCGCCUGUAGUUUCUUUACCACUCGAACUCAUUCAUAGUCUAAAAACUAUAAAAAUACGCACGAUUUUUGUGCUUCACACUGAUAUGAGUUACUACGAACGACUGAACUCGCAACACACGUCGUUACGAAAUUUAACGAGCGCACAUUUUCGUGAUUGUCGUCGAUUGAGGAAUCUGUUUCUGGCUGGAAAUCGUCUUGGAAUGCUUAAUUCAACAAUUUUCAACACACUGCGCAAUAUGAACCAUUUGAGUUUGAGUCUGAACGAGCUGCAAAUUCUACCAGAAGAUUUGUUCGUUGCCCAGCACAAACUGGUCAUACUCGACUUGAGUAUGAAUGCCUUAACCUCACUACCCCCGCGUUUAUUCGAGCAUACGUCGUUGUUAUGGAAAUUACAGUUAGAAUAUAAUCGCUUUCACACACCUACAAAUAUCAUUGCCGCCUUACGCCCGCUACACUAUCUUUACCAAUUCGAUUUGGAAAUGAAUGCGCUGACGAGCAUUAGGGGUACCGGCAUAUACAGCAAUCGCACGCUUUUAACACGUAGCGAUAUAAGAGAGCCAGCAACGGUACCCGCGUUCUUCGACUAUGUGAAUUAUGAUAAAGGCACUUACAAUGAACGUAAACUUAAUAUUACCGUUAUUAACCUAAGUAGAAAUCGCAUAACGCACUUCAACUUGGACUGGAUUACCUGUGUUGAUGGUUUAGCUUGCCCUUACGAGAUGGAUCUAUCGUACAAUAACAUAAAAAAUAUUUACGCUGCUAGGCGGCCAUCAAGCGCUACAAGCAUGUGCGAGCGUAUAUUGAAAUUAAGUCACAAUAAUUUGCAUUGCGAUUGCAAAUUGGCUUGGUUGUAUAGCAGCGAUUUUCUGUCCGAAGAUGUUGACUGGAGUUGCGCCAUGCCGGCGCCGUUAGCGCGUAAGUCACUCAAACAGCUGCAACGCAGUCAACUCUGCUCUUGGGCGCCAUCUUUUUGUCCGGCCGGCUGCGAGUGCAGCUAUGAUACUAUAGCGCUUGUGGUGUAUUGCACGUACGCGCGUCUUGAAAGCAUUACGCAACUGCCACAUCCCGCGCAAUUUUCGCUCAACAGCAGCGCACUUUACAUCGAACACAAUAACUUUUACGAACUACCCACGAAUAUUAUCUUGGGUUAUGCGGAAGUGACACACAUCUAUGCCGCGCACAAUCGGCUAGUCGCUUUGCAGCCAACGCAUUUGCCCCGAAAUGUGACCAUGUUGGAUGUGCGCGAAAAUCAGCUUGAGCGUUUGAGUGUCGGCUUUUUGCGCGCAUACCUAAAUGAGAGCGCAACAUUGCAAACAUUAUAUCUUGGCGGCAAUCCGUGGUUGUGCGAUUGCGACUCAGAGGAACUAUUGCGUACCGUGCGCUUGCAACGCGCACGCAUACACGAUGCCGAAAGUUUGAUGUGCGCAAAUUUCGCUAAUGUGACGCUACUGGAUGCACGCUUUGAGGAGAUUUGUGAGACGCCCUUCCUGUAUACCAGGCUGGUUGCGCCACUUAUCGGCAUGUUUAGCACAUCCGUGGUUAUACUGUCGCUUGUGGCGCUCUUCUAUAAAUACAAGUUAUCGGUGAAAAUUUGGUUAUUCGCUCACAAUAUGUUUCUGUGUUGCAUCAAAGAGCACGAGUUGGAUAAGUAUAAAACAUUCGACGCUUUUAUCUCAUAUGUACAUCAAGACCAAGGAUUUGUCAACACCGUAUUGUUACGGGGUUUGGAGGAGGGACGCACCUGCUUUCGCAUUUGCACAUAUGAAUGCAAUUGGCUGGCCGGCGUCUAUAUACCCGAGCAAAUAAUGGAAUCGGUUGAACAAUCGUGUCGCACGAUUAUUGUGCUUUCGCAACACUUCAUCGAAUCGGAUUGGGGCGCAUGGAGUUUCGUACCGCGCAUCAGUGCGCUUUGA
Molecule: messenger RNA, 2238 nt
Organism: Zeugodacus cucurbitae (melon fly)
Lineage: Eukaryota; Metazoa; Arthropoda; Insecta; Diptera; Tephritidae
Product: protein toll-like
Exons: 1
Coding region: 1-2238 (745 amino acids)
Biological process (GO): toll-like receptor signaling pathway; immune response
Cellular component (GO): membrane
Molecular function (GO): transmembrane signaling receptor activity; protein binding
Source: RefSeq, a predicted model, not a curated record